CAGCACUUCACAGCGCAAGUCACUCCACUUCGUCUCUGAAUCAAAAGCUUGGCUGGUCAUAGCCAUCGUGUCGCAAUGUCUGGCUUUCGCAAUGCACGCCCGGUCACCCAACCGUGCACCAGCAGUGCAGCAAAUCAGGUGUGGAUGCGAUAUGUUGGCGAUGGUGAUCAUCUACGAGUCCAUCAUUCACGCUACUGCCGCGCUCGAUACAGCACAUCGGCACUUGUAUGACUCUUCCAUGGCGCAUAUGUAAGCUGUGAGUGCUGCUGCUGCUGCUGCUGCUCGCUGCGCCCAGCUUGCCUCCUGUCACUUCGCUCGAGCAACAGUCUGUGCCGAUCUCGACUUGCUCGCUGCGCCAUCGGCGACAUCAUGUCCUUGCGCACAAAGAGCUGGAGCUGGAUGCAGGCUUGUGCUGCACUCCGUUCUCGGCAGCCCUGCGAUGCGCUCCUGACCGUCAAGCAGCACGAAUGUGACCCAUUGCGCGCACCUUUAAGGCGGCAAGGAGCGCCGUGGACCGUCUGUCGCUUCCUGGCAGCGAAGAGCGGCAGCCGCUUGGCCUCCUGCUCUCCUCACCCAACUCUGCGACAUUCACAGACAGACCAGCUGCUCUCGCGCGUAGCCGGAUCGACAAGUACACCGCUCAUACAGGAUCAGAGCCUGUCGCAAUGGUGGCGCGCCCUCGUCCACAAGCAUGCUGAGCAACCAGCACUGAUCAGCGCGCACGAGCCAGCAGACGCUCACGAACGCGCACCGUCAAAGAAACUACCUGGGGAUGAAGACUGCCUUCGCUGGACAUUCCGCGAGCUCGACACGCACGUACGCAGGCUUGCUUCGGGACUGCUUCGCAUGGGCAUCAAACGGGGCGACCGAGUCGCAGUGCUGAUGAUGAACUGCUCUGCCAUGGCAGCGCUCCAGCUCGCGACAGCAUACGUGCACGCUCCCUUGGUUACACUGAACCCCUCCUACUCUCCCCUACAGCUACGGAAAGCGCUCAAUCACGUAAAGGCUAAAGCGCUCUUCAUCAUUCCAUGCUUGCGCGACUCUGAUUACAUCAAGCAUCUGCGCUCCAUCUUGCCCACUCUGCGUGAAGCAGCAAAAGGCGCGCCGAUUUUGCGUGAUGAUCAGGUGCCCACGCUACAGCAUGUGGUGCUGUUCGACAACAUCACCGCCAGACCCGACGGCUGGCCCAACCUCAGCGCUUACUGCGCCGCCGGCGGCGACUUUGCUGGUGCUCUCGAUCAGCUCCACGGCUGGGCCAUCGACUACCGAGACGUGCUGGACCAAGGCCCGCAGAUUGCGCCUCAGGAGAUUGCAGACUCACCCAACGCCGCAAUCAAUCUGCAGCUCACUUCCGGCACGACCGGUGAUCCCAAAGCGGUGGUGCUGAAUUCUAUCAAUCUGAUCAACAACGCUACCGUCCUGGGCAACAUCAUGGAGCUGACACCGAACGACCUGCUAGCGAACAUACCCCCGCUGUUUCACUGCUUCGGCCUGACUCUUGGCAAUCUCGCGGCGUGGUCGCGAGGAGCAGGCGUUUUGUACGCUUCUGAAGGCUUCAGCCCUGCUCGGGCCCUGCGAAGCGCAGCCCGAGAGAAUGCCACUGCGAUCCACGGUGUGCCGAGCCAUUUCGUGUCGGAGCUCGAGCUGCUACGACUUGCCAAACAGGCGUCUGUGAUGUCAGAGAGUGAGCGGGCGAAGGUGUGCAGCAGCCUGCGAAAGGACGGAGUGCGCGACGGCGAAGUGUGGUCCUUUGGCAGCCUCAGGACUGGCUUCAUGAGCGGCUCUACCAUUCCAGUCGAGCUGAUGAGGUCGUGCAUCGAGGAGCUUGGUGCGGACAAACUGACAGUGGUGUAUGGAAUGACAGAGACUUCUCCCGUAUCUUUUGGCGCUAGCAUCCAUGACUCAGUGGAGCGCCGCUGCACAACGGUCGGGCAGAUCGUAGACCACGCACAUGCGAAGAUUGUGGCGGGGGACGACGUUACGGGAUCGCCGGUUCCAGUAGGACAGGCUGGCGAGCUUUGGAUUGGCGGCUACUUGGUCAUGUCGGAAUAUUUCGAAGAUGAAGAGAAGACCGCAGAAGCUAUCGUCGAGCAAGAAGGCAUUCGCUGGAUCAAGACGGGUGAUGUCGCGGUCAUGGACGGUGAAGGCUACGUCCAGAUCUGCGGUCGCGUCAAGGAUGUCAUCAUUCGUGGGGGAGAGAAUCUCUUUCCGCCGGUCAUUGAGAACUGCAUCAACCAGCUCGGCGGCAUCGCUGCCAGCGCCGUAGUGGCAGUGCCGCACGAACGACUGGGCGAGGUCGUGGGAGUUUUUGUCCAGAUUUCUACAGAUCGUGGCGACGCACGACGGCCAUCCGCUCUGCAAAUCAGAGAGCAUGUCAAGACGGAAAUUUCAGGUCAAGCUGCACCUCAGUGGGUCUGGUCUGUUGAGGAAGGCGGCGUCGGCGCCAUGCCCACGACCGCAUCCGGGAAAGUGCAAAAGGUCAUCCUCCGCCAGUGGGCAUCGGAGUUAUCAGCGAAAGGCGAAGGCGCGGUAGUUUCGAGGAAGGGAGAGUUGGCACACAACUCAGUCGAAUAGUCACACGUUUUGUUUGAGAAGACGAAGAUGAAAUUCGAAGCACAAUGAGUGGGAAUAAUCAGAAGUCAGUGGAAGAUGGUCAGAUCGCGUGAUGGGUAGUCGAUGUGGUGAUAGGUGUGAGAC
Messenger RNA from Ceraceosorus guamensis, 2697 nucleotides. RefSeq names its product acetyl-CoA synthetase-like protein. The coding region runs from base 370 to 2574 and encodes 734 amino acids. Gene Ontology annotation, biological process: fatty acid metabolic process. The transcript is spliced from 14 exons. The record is from RefSeq and is a predicted model, not a curated record. Gene Ontology annotation, molecular function: medium-chain fatty acid-CoA ligase activity. NCBI's taxonomy places the organism in Eukaryota, Fungi, Basidiomycota, Exobasidiomycetes, Ceraceosorales, Ceraceosoraceae.